AUGGAUCUCCUGCAAACAGUGCGCAAAGAAGGCUCACGAGGCGGCCGCAACGAAUUCUCCUGGCAAGAUGUUCAAAACGAUCCACACCGCCAAAACUACCUCGGUCACUCCCUCAUGGCGCCCGUCGGCCGCUGGCAAAAAGGAAAGGACCUGAGCUGGUACGCAAAAGGCGAGAAUGGCGAAGAACUAGACGAAGCUGCACAAAGACGAGAAGAAUUGAGGAAGAUCAAGCAACAAGAGGAGGAUGAGAUGUUGAAGGCCAUGGGACUGCCUGUGCCGGACAGAGACAAUGCAAACCUCGAGCCCGUGGCGCUGCGGCCAGGUAUCGGAGCGCAAGCCAAUUCUGCUGCAGAGCCAGACAGGCGAGAAAGAAGCAGGAGAGUCGUGAGAGAAGACACAAGAGACGGUCACGUUCAAGAGAUGGUGACAAAGACAGACGACACAGACACAGACGAGACGAUCGCGACCGCAGACUCGACGAGGCAGAGCCUAGGAAACAUCACAGCCGUCGCGAGCGCUCAAGGUCGAGAUCCGUGGAGCGCAGAAGACAUCGGAGUCGCUCGCCGAGGGACAGAAGAGAGAGGGAUGGCGACAAGCGCAGGCGUCAUGAUUGAAUCACAACACCGACACAACAAUACCACCGUGGAGAGACGGGGAGAUGAGGACCAGGGAGACCCGGGAGAGUAA
This is a messenger RNA of Aureobasidium namibiae CBS 147.97, 687 nucleotides long. RefSeq lists its product as uncharacterized. The record is from RefSeq and is a predicted model, not a curated record. The coding region runs from base 1 to 687 and encodes 228 amino acids. The transcript has 2 exons. NCBI's taxonomy places the organism in Eukaryota, Fungi, Ascomycota, Dothideomycetes, Dothideales, Saccotheciaceae.